AUGGCCAACCAACAGCGCCCGCACAGCCCCGACGCCUCAGAGACCGACUCCGACGGCGACUGCAUCACCAUCACCAUCUCCCACCGCCAGACGACGUGCGACAUGCAGUUCCCGCCCGAAGCCACUGUAAUCCAGCUCUUUGAGGAGCUCGAGGCCACGCUCGACAUCCCCGUGGCCAACCAAAAGAUAUUCGUGCCCAAAGGCCCCCUGCUCAAGGCCCCGCUGAAGAACCCUGACAUGUCCCUGGCCGAGCUCCAGGGCAAGACGCUCAAGCUUAUGGGCUCCGCCUCGUCAGAGGUGCAGGCCGUGCAGAGCAUGUGCGAGCGCAUCAAGCAGCGCGCCGCAGCGCGCCUCGCCCAUCGCGGCAAGGCGCGCAGCAGCAGCAGCGGCGGCCGCUCGCACAAGAGAACCGCCGCCGACGACACCAAGUACACCUUUCUCCAGGUCAAGCCGCUGCAGGGCCUGCCGCGGCCGGAGCGCAGCCUGGCGCUGCUCACGCGGCUCAAGGAGGACCCCGGCAUCCGGGCGACGAUGCGGAAGCGCAAGUACACGGUGGCGCUGCUGACGGAGAUGGAGCCGCUGUCCAACACGCAGGCGACGCACGAGGGCACGUCGCGGCUGCUCGGGCUGAACCGCAACCGGGGCGAGGUGAUUGAGCUGCGGCUGCGGACAGACGCGCACGACGGGUACCGCGACUACAAGACGAUCCGCAAGACGCUGUGCCACGAGCUGGCGCACAACGUGCAUAGCGACCACGACCGCGCAUUCUGGGACCUGUGCCACGCCAUCGAGCGCGAGGUCGACGCGGCGGACUGGAAGACGGGCGGCAACACGCUGGGGGAGACGUCGCGGUACGUCGUGUCGGGGCAGCAGGACGUAUACGGGGAGGAGGAGGAGGAGGAGGAAGACGGGGGCGGCUGGACUGGCGGUGAGUUUGUGCUCGGCGGCGGCGUGGCAGCGGCGGGCGGCAUCACGGCUGGGCUGAGUCGCAGGGAGGUCCUCGCGCAGGCGGCGCAGGAGAGGCAGCGUAGGGAGACGCAGGAGGAGGCCAAGGCCGUAGAGGCGGCAGAGAAGGGAUGGCGGCCGUGCCAAAGGCAGCAGCCGAGCGAUGAUUCUCCGGAAUGA
This is a messenger RNA of Cordyceps fumosorosea ARSEF 2679, 1125 nucleotides long. RefSeq names its product protein kinase domain-containing protein. The coding region runs from base 1 to 1125 and encodes 374 amino acids. The record is from RefSeq and is a predicted model, not a curated record. NCBI's taxonomy places the organism in Eukaryota, Fungi, Ascomycota, Sordariomycetes, Hypocreales, Cordycipitaceae. The transcript has a single exon. Gene Ontology annotation, molecular function: proteasome binding.